AUGGAGUGCAGUAGUUGCAGCAGCAGAAGCUCAUCUUCUUCUUUACUACUUCCGGCUAGACCUUCUUCUUUUCGCGUCCCUCACUCUCUCGUUCCUUCCAAGCUCAGACCAUCAAAAUCAAAGCUACAUCAGCGUCUAAGCGUCACGAGAGCUUGCGGCCAGGAUCGCAAUGACUCUGUUGAUGGGUUUUCCAUCCUCCCCAGCAAGCUUUUCUCGCAGGAGGCUAUUGGAGCUGAAUAUGGAGAAGGUUUCGAAACAUUCAGACAGGAUGGACCUAUGAAGGUUGAUGUGGAUUUUCUGAAUGAGAGACUGCAAGAAGGUUUUCUAAAACGGAUACGUUAUGCCAUGAAGCCAGACGAAGCGUAUGGUCUUAUCUUCUCUUGGGAUAAUGUUGUGACAGAUACUCGAACUAUGAAGAUGAAGAUAUGGAAGCAGCUUGCUUCUGAAGAGGGAAAGGAAAUACCUGAAGAUGAACAUGUGCAAAGACUGAUGCUAUAUGCAGGUGCUGACCAUGUAUUGCGUAAGGUAUUACUGUGGGAGUUGUCAGAAAGUGAAUUGGAGAGGUUAAAGUCAAGGCUGUCUCAGUUAUAUGUGGACCAUCUUGUUAAACUCAGGAAACCGAUUGGUGGUCUUCGAGAGUGGCUGGAUGCUGUGUCUAGAUCUGGCAUCCCUUGUGCUGUGGUUUCAAGUCUUGACCGGAUCAGCAUGGUUGAAGCCUUAGACCGCUUGGAGCUCAAGAAGUAUUUUCAGGCAGUAGUGUCGGAGGAAGAUGGCAUGGAGUCAAUAGCCCACAGAUUUCUUUCUGCAGCUGUCAAGCUAGAUAGGAAACCAUCAAAAUGUGUGGUAUUUGAGGAUGAUCCCAGAGGAGUUACUGCUGCACACAACUGUACUAUGAUGGCUGUGGCAUUAAUUGGCGUCCACCCUGCGUAUGAACUGGUGCAGGCUGAUCUUACAGUGGCGAGCUAUAAUGAUCUGUCAGUAAUCAACCUCCGUAGGUUAUUUGCCAACAAAGGUUCGACAUUUAUGGACAUGGAAAAGCAGAGCAUAGAGAAGUCUCCACCCAAAAGAAAGCUAAGCAUUGACACCAUUUUCUGA
This is a messenger RNA of Linum trigynum, 1095 nucleotides long. The record is from the annotation of a GenBank genome assembly. Lineage: Eukaryota; Viridiplantae; Streptophyta; Magnoliopsida; Malpighiales; Linaceae.